Molecule: messenger RNA, 35577 nt
Organism: Closterium sp. Yama58-4
Lineage: Eukaryota; Viridiplantae; Streptophyta; Zygnematophyceae; Desmidiales; Closteriaceae
Source: the annotation of a GenBank genome assembly
AAUGAUAUCGGCACUCCUUAUCCGUUCCUCCAGAAUGAUAUUGGCACUCCUUAUCCGUUCCUCCAGAAUGAUAUUGGCACUCCUUAUCCGUUCCUCCAGAAUGAUAUUGGCACUCCUUAUCCGUUCCUCCAGAAUGAUAUUGGCACUCCUUAUCCGUUCCUCCAGAAUGAUAUUGGCACUCCUUAUCCGUUCCUCCAGAAUGAUAUUGGCACUCCUUAUCCGUUCCUCCAGAAUGAUAUUGGCACUCCUUAUCCGUUCCUCCAGAAUGAUAUUGGCACUCCUUAUCCGUUCCUCCAGAAUGAUAUCGGCACUCCUUAUCCGUUCCUCCAGAAUGAUAUUGGCACUCCUCAUCCGUUCCUCCAGAAUGAUAUCGGCACUCCUUAUCCGUUCCUCCAGAAUGAUAUCGGCACUCCUUAUCCGUUCCUCCAGAAUGAUAUCGGCACUCCUUAUCCGUUCCUCCAGAAUGAUAUUGGCACUCCUUAUCCGUUCCUCCAGAAUGAUAUCGGCACUCCUUAUCCGUUCCUCCAGAAUGAUAUUGGCACUCCUUAUCCGUUCCUUCAUCCGUUCCUCCAGAAUGAUAUCGACACUCCUUAUCCGUUCCUCCAGAAUGAUAUUGGCACUCCUUAUCCAAUGAUAUUGGCACUCCUUAUCCGUUCCUCCUCAAAUGAUAUUGGCACUCCCUAUCCGUUCCUCCAGAAUGAUAUCGGCACUCCUUAUCCGUUCCUCCAGAAUGAUAUUGGCACUCCUUAUCCGUUCCUCCAGAAUGAUAUCGGCACUCCUUAUCCGUUCCUCCAGAAUGAUAUUGGCACUCCUUAUCCGUUCCUCCAGAAUGAUAUUGGCACUCCUUAUCCGUUCCUCCAGAAUGAUAUCGGCACUCCUUAUCCGUUCCUCCAGAAUGAUAUCGGCACUCCUUAUCCGUUCCUCCAGAAUGAUAUCGGCACUCCUUAUCCGUUCCUCCAGAAUGAUAUUGGCACUCCUUAUCCGUUCCUCCAGAAUGAUAUUGGCACUCCUUAUCCGUUCCUCCAGAAUGAUAUCGGCACUCCUUAUCCGUUCCUCCAGAAUGAUAUUGGCACUCCUUAUCCGUUCCUCCAGAAUGAUAUCGGCACUCCUUAUCCGUUCCUCCAGAAUGAUAUUGGCACUCCUUAUCCGUUCCUCCAGAAUGAUAUUGGCACUCCUUAUCCGUUCCUCCAGAAUGAUAUUGGCACUCCUUAUCCAAUGAUAUUGGCACUCCUUUAUUGGCACUCCUCAUCCAAUGAUAUUGGCACUCCUUAUCCGUUCCUCCAGAAUGAUAUUGGCACUCCUCAUCCGUUCCUCCAGAAUGAUAUCGGCACUCCUUAUCCGUUCCUCCAGAAUGAUAUUGGCACUCCUCAUCCGUUCCUCCAGAAUGAUAUUGGCACUCCUUAUCCGUUCCUCCAGAAUGAUAUUGGCACUCCUCAUCCGUUCCUCCAGAAUGAUAUUGGCACUCCUCAUCCGUUCCUCCAGAAUGAUAUUGGCACUCCUUAUCCGUUCCUCCAGAAUGAUAUUGGCACUCCUUAUCCGUUCCUCCAGAAUGAUAUUGGCACUCCUUAUCCGUUCCUCCAGAAUGAUAUCGGCACUCCUUAUCCGUUCCUCCAGAAUGAUAUUGGCACUCCUUAUCCGUUCCUCCAGAAUGAUAUUGGCACUCCUUAUCCGUUCCUCCAGAAUGAUAUUGGCACUCCUUAUCCGUUCCUCCAGAAUGAUAUUGGCACUCCUUAUCCGUUCCUCCAGAAUGAUAUUGGCACUCCUCAUCCGUUCCUCCAGAAUGAUAUUGGCACUCCUUAUCCGUUCCUCCAGAAUGAUAUUGGCACUCCUUAUCCGUUCCUCCAGAAUCAUAUCGGCACUCCUUAUCCGUUCCUCCAGAAUGAUAUCGGCACUCCUUAUCCGUUCCUCCAGAAUGAUAUUGGCACUCCUCAUCCGUUCCUCCAGAAUGAUAUUGGCACUCCUUAUCCGUUCCUCCAGAAUGAUAUUGGCACUCCUCAUCCGUUCCUCCAGAAUGAUAUCGGCACUCCUUAUCCGUUCCUCCAGAAUGAUAUUGGCACUCCUUAUCCGUUCCUCCAGAAUGAUAUUGGCACUCCUCAUCCGUUCCUCCAGAAUGAUAUUGGCACUCCUUAUCCGUUCCUCCAGAAUGAUAUUGGCACUCCUUAUCCGUUCCUCCAGAAUGAUAUUGGCACUCCUUAUCCGUUCCUCCAGAAUGAUAUUGGCACUCCUCAUCCGUUCCUCCAGAAUGAUAUUGGCACUCCUUAUCCGUUCCUCCAGAAUGAUAUUGGCACUCCUUAUCCGUUCCUCCAGAAUGAUAUUGGCACUCCUUAUCCGUUCCUCCAGAAUCAUAUCGGCACUCCUUAUCCGUUCCUCCAGAAUCAUAUUGGCACUCCUUAUCCGUUCCUCCAGAAUGAUAUCGGCACUCCUUAUCCGUUCCUCCAGAAUGAUAUCGGCACUCCUUAUCCGUUCCUCCAGAAUGAUAUCGGCACUCCUUAUCCGUUCCUCCAGAAUGAUAUUGGCACUCCUUAUCCGUUCCUCCAGAAUGAUAUUGGCACUCCUUAUCCGUUCCUCCAGAAUGAUAUUGGCACUCCUUAUCCGUUCCUCCAGAAUGAUAUCGACACUCCUUAUCCGUUCCUCCAGAAUGAUAUCGGCACUCCUUAUCCGUUCCUCCAGAAUGAUAUUGGCACUCCUCAUCCGUUCCUCCAGAAUGAUAUUGGCACUCCUUAUCCGUUCCUCCAGAAUGAUAUCGACACUCCUUAUCCGUUCCUCCAGAAUGAUAUUGGCACUCCUCAUCCGUUCCUCCAGAAUGAUAUCGGCACUCCUUAUCCGUUCCUCCAGAAUGAUAUUGGCACUCCUUAUCCGUUCCUCCAGAAUGAUAUUGGCACUCCUUAUCCGUUCCUCCAGAAUGAUAUUGGCACUCCUUAUCCGUUCCUCCAGAAUGAUAUUGGCACUCCUCAUCCGUUCCUCCAGAAUGAUAUUGGCACUCCUUAUCCGUUCCUCCAGAAUGAUAUUGGCACUCCUUAUCCGUUCCUCCAGAAUGAUAUUGGCACUCCUUAUCCGUUCCUCCAGAAUGAUAUCGGCACUCCUUAUCCGUUCCUCCAGAAUGAUAUUGGCACUCCUUAUCCGUUCCUCCAGAAUGAUAUCGGCACUCCUUAUCCGUUCCUCCAGAAUGAUAUCGGCACUCCUUAUCCGUUCCUCCAGAAUGAUAUUGGCACUCCUUAUCCGUUCCUCCAGAAUGAUAUUGGCACUCCUUAUCCGUUCCUCCAGAAUGAUAUUGGCACUCCUUAUCCGUUCCUCCAGAAUGAUAUUGGCACUCCUUAUCCGUUCCUCCAGAAUGAUAUUGGCACUCCUCAUCCGUUCCUCCAGAAUGAUAUUGGCACUCCUUAUCCGUUCCUCCAGAAUGAUAUUGGCACUCCUUAUCCGUUCCUCCAGAAUGAUAUUGGCACUCCUUAUCCGUUCCUCCAGAAUGAUAUUGGCACUCCUUAUCCGUUCCUCCAGAAUGAUAUUGGCACUCCUCAUCCGUUCCUCCAGAAUGAUAUCGGCACUCCUUAUCCGUUCCUCCAGAAUGAUAUUGGCACUCCUUAUCCGUUCCUCCAGAAUGAUAUCGGCACUCCUUAUCCGUUCCUCCAGAAUGAUAUCGGCACUCCUUAUCCGUUCCUCCAGAAUGAUAUUGGCACUCCUCAUCCGUUCCUCCAGAAUGAUAUUGGCACUCCUUAUCCGUUCCUCCAGAAUGAUAUCGGCACUCCUUAUCCGUUCCUCCAGAAUGAUAUUGGCACUCCUUAUCCGUUCCUCCAGAAUGAUAUCGGCACUCCUUAUCCGUUCCUCCAGAAUGAUAUUGGCACUCCUUAUCCGUUCCUCCAGAAUGAUAUUGGCACUCCUUCCUUCCCCAGAAUCCCCCCUUAUCCGUCCUCCAGAAUGAUAUUGGCACUCCUUAUCCGUUCCUCCAGAAUGAUAUUGGCACUCCUUAUCCGUUCCUCCAGAAUGAUAUUGGCACUCCUUAUCCGUUCCUCCAGAAUGAUAUUGGCACUCCUUAUCCGUUCCUCCAGAAUGAUAUUGGCACUCCUUAUCCGUUCCUCCAGAAUGAUAUUGGCACUCCUUAUCCGUUCCUCCAGAAUGAUAUUGGCACUCCUUAUCCGUUCCUCCAGAAUGAUAUUGGCACUCCUUAUCCGUUCCUCCAGAAUGAUAUCGGCACUCCUUAUCCGUUCCUCCAGAAUGAUAUUGGCACUCCUUAUCCGUUCCUCCAGAAUGAUAUUGGCACUCCUUAUCCGUUCCUCCAGAAUGAUAUUGGCACUCCUUAUCCGUUCCUCCAGAAUGAUAUUGGCACUCCUUAUCCGUUCCUCCAGAAUGAUAUUGGCACUCCUUAUCCGUUCCUCCAGAAUGAUAUUGGCACUCCUCAUCCGUUCCUCCAGAAUGAUAUUGGCACUCCUUAUCCGUUCCUCCAGAAUGAUAUUGGCACUCCUUAUCCGUUCCUCCAGAAUGAUAUUGGCACUCCUUAUCCGUUCCUCCAGAAUGAUAUCGGCACUCCUUAUCCGUUCCUCCAGAAUGAUAUUGGCACUCCUUAUCCGUUCCUCCAGAAUGAUAUCGGCACUCCUUAUCCGUUCCUCCAGAAUGAUAUCGGCACUCCUUAUCCGUUCCUCCAGAAUGAUAUCGGCACUCCUUAUCCGUUCCUCCAGAAUGAUAUUGGCACUCCUUAUCCGUUCCUCCAGAAUGAUAUUGGCACUCCUUAUCCGUUCCUCCAGAAUGAUAUUGGCACUCCUUAUCCGUUCCUCCAGAAUGAUAUCGGCACUCCUUAUCCGUUCCUCCAGAAUGAUAUCGGCACUCCUUAUCCGUUCCUCCAGAAUGAUAUUGGCACUCCUCAUCCGUUCCUCCAGAAUGAUAUUGGCACUCCUUAUCCGUUCCUCCAGAAUGAUAUCGGCACUCCUUAUCCGUUCCUCCAGAAUGAUAUUGGCACUCCUUAUCCGUUCCUCCAGAAUGAUAUCGGCACUCCUUAUCCGUUCCUCCAGAAUGAUAUUGGCACUCCUUAUCCGUUCCUCCAGAAUGAUAUUGGCACUCCUUAUCCGUUCCUCCAGAAUGAUAUUGGCACUCCUUAUCCGUUCCUCCAGAAUGAUAUUGGCACUCCUUAUCCGUUCCUCCAGAAUGAUAUUGGCACUCCUUAUCCAAUCAUAUCGGCACUCCUUAUCCAAUGAUAUCGGCACUCCUUAUCCGUUCCUCCAGAAUGAUAUUGGCACUCCUUAUCCGUUCCUCCAGAAUGAUAUUGGCACUCCUUAUCCGUUCCUCCAGAAUGAUAUUGGCACUCCUUAUCCGUUCCUCCAGAAUGAUAUCGACACUCCUUAUCCGUUCCUCCAGAAUGAUAUCGGCACUCCUUAUCCGUUCCUCCAGAAUGAUAUUGGCACUCCUCAUCCGUUCCUCCAGAAUGAUAUUGGCACUCCUCAUCCGUUCCUCCAGAAUGAUAUCGGCACUCCUUAUCCGUUCCUCCAGAAUGAUAUUGGCACUCCUCAUCCGUUCCUCCAGAAUGAUAUCGGCACUCCUUAUCCGUUCCUCCAGAAUGAUAUUGGCACUCCUUAUCCGUUCCUCCAGAAUGAUAUUGGCACUCCUCAUCCGUUCCUCCAGAAUGAUAUCGACACUCCUUAUCCGUUCCUCCAGAAUGAUAUUGGCACUCCUUAUCCGUUCCUCCAGAAUGAUAUCGGCACUCCUUAUCCGUUCCUCCAGAAUGAUAUUGGCACUCCUUAUCCGUUCCUCCAGAAUGAUAUUGGCACUCCUCAUCCGUUCCUCCAGAAUGAUAUUGGCACUCCUUAUCCGUUCCUCCAGAAUGAUAUCGACACUCCUUAUCCGUUCCUCCAGAAUGAUAUCGGCACUCCUUAUCCGUUCCUCCAGAAUGAUAUUGGCACUCCUUAUCCGUUCCUCCAGAAUGAUAUUGGCACUCCUCAUCCAAUGAUAUUGGCACUCCUCAUCCGUUCCUCCAGAAUGAUAUUGGCACUCCUCAUCCGUUCCUCCAGAAUGAUAUUGGCACUCCUUAUCCGUUCCUCCAGAAUGAUAUUGGCACUCCUUAUCCGUUCCUUCUCCAGAAAUGAUAUCGGCACUCCUUAUCCGUUCCUCCAGAAUGAUAUUGGCACUCCUUAUCCGUUCCUCCAGAAUGAUAUUGGCUUCCUGAUCCGUUCCUCCAGAAUGAUAUUGGCACUCCUUAUCCGUUCCUCCAGAAUGAUAUUGGCACUCCUUAUCCGUUCCUCCAGAAUGAUAUUGGCACUCCUCAUCCGUUCCUCCAGAAUGAUAUUGGCACUCCUUAUCCAAUCAUAUCGGCACUCCUUAUCCAAUGAUAUUGGCACUCCUUAUCCGUUCCUCCAGAAUGAUAUCGGCACUCCUUAUCCGUUCCUCCAGAAUGAUAUUGGCACUCCUUAUCCGUUCCUCCAGAAUGAUAUUGGCACUCCUUAUCCGUUCCUCCAGAAUGAUAUUGGCACUCCUUAUCCGUUCCUCCAGAAUGAUAUUGGCACUCCUUAUCCGUUCCUCCAGAAUGAUAUUGGCACUCCUUAUCCGUUCCUCCAGAAUGAUAUUGGCACUCCUCAUCCGUUCCUCCAGAAUGAUAUUGGCACUCCUUAUCCGUUCCUCCAGAAUCAUAUUGGCACUCCUUAUCCGUUCCUCCAGAAUGAUAUUGGCACUCCUUAUCCGUUCCUCCAGAAUGAUAUCGGCACUCCUUAUCCGUUCCUCCAGAAUCAUAUUGGCACUCCUUAUCCGUUCCUCCAGAAUGAUAUUGGCACUCCUUAUCCGUUCCUCCAGAAUGAUAUCGGCACUCCUUAUCCGUUCCUCCAGAAUGAUAUCGGCACUCCUUAUCCGUUCCUCCAGAAUGAUAUUGGCACUCCUUAUCCGUUCCUCCAGAAUGAUAUUGGCACUCCUUAUCCGUUCCUCCAGAAUGAUAUUGGCACUCCUUAUCCGUUCCUCCAGAAUGAUAUCGACACUCCUUAUCCGUUCCUCCAGAAUGAUAUCGGCACUCCUUAUCCGUUCCUCCAGAAUGAUAUUGGCACUCCUUAUCCGUUCCUCCAGAAUGAUAUUGGCACUCCUUAUCCGUUCCUCCAGAAUGAUAUCGGCACUCCUUAUCCGUUCCUCCAGAAUGAUAUUGGCACUCCUCAUCCGUUCCUCCAGAAUGAUAUCGGCACUCCUUAUCCGUUCCUCCAGAAUGAUAUCGGCACUCCUUAUCCGUUCCUCCAGAAUGAUAUCGGCACUCCUUAUCCGUUCCUCCAGAAUGAUAUUGGCACUCCUUAUCCGUUCCUCCAGAAUGAUAUCGGCACUCCUUAUCCGUUCCUCCAGAAUGAUAUCGGCACUCCUCAUCCGUUCCUCCAGAAUGAUAUCGGCACUCCUUAUCCGUUCCUCCAGAAUGAUAUCGGCACUCCUUAUCCGUUCCUCCAGAAUGAUAUCGGCACUCCUUAUCCGUUCCUCCAGAAUGAUAUCGGCACUCCUUAUCCGUUCCUCCAGAAUGAUAUCGGCACUCCUUAUCCGUUCCUCCAGAAUGAGUUGGCACUCCUUAUCCGUUCCUCCAGAAUGAUAUUGGCACUCCUUAUCCGUUCCUCCAGAAUGAUAUUGGCACUCCUUAUCCGUUCCUCCAGAAUGAUAUCGGCACUCCUUAUCCGUUCCUCCAGAAUGAUAUCGGCACUCCUUAUCCGUUCCUCCAGAAUGAUAUCGGCACUCCUUAUCCGUUCCUCCAGAAUGAUAUUGGCACUCCUCAUCCGUUCCUCCAGAAUGAUAUCGGCACUCCUUAUCCGUUCCUCCAGAAUGAUAUCGGCACUCCUUAUCCGUUCCUCCAGAAUGAUAUCGACACUCCUUAUCCGUUCCUCCAGAAUGAUAUCGGCACUCCUUAUCCGUUCCUCCAGAAUGAUAUCGGCACUCCUUAUCCGUUCCUCCAGAAUGAUAUCGGCACUCCUUAUCCGUUCCUCCAGAAUGAUAUCGGCACUCCUUAUCCGUUCCUCCAGAAUGAUAUCGGCACUCCUUAUCCGUUCCUCCAGAAUGAUAUCGGCACUCCUUAUCCGUUCCUCCAGAAUGAUAUCGGCACUCCUUAUCCGUUCCUCCAGAAUGAUAUCGGCACUCCUCAUCCGUUCCUCCAGAAUGAUAUCGGCACUCCUCAUUGAUAUCGGCACUCCUUAUCCGUUCCUCCAGAAUGAUAUUGGCACUCCUCAUCCGUUCCUCCAGAAUGAUAUCGGCACUCCUUAUCCGUUCCUCCAGAAUGAUAUCGGCACUCCUUAUCCGUUCCUCCAGAAUGAUAUCGGCACUCCUUAUCCGUUCCUCCAGAAUGAUAUCGGCACUCCUUAUCCGUUCCUCCAGAAUGAUAUUGGCACUCCUUAUCCGUUCCUCCAGAAUGAUAUUGGCACUCCUUAUCCGUUCCUCCAGAAUGAUAUCGGCACUCCUUAUCCGUUCCUCCAGAAUGAUAUUGGCACUCCUUAUCCGUUCCUCCAGAAUGAUAUUGGCACUCCUUAUCCGUUCCUCCAGAAUGAUAUUGGCACUCCUUAUCCGUUCCUCCAGAAUGAUAUUGGCACUCCUUAUCCGUUCCUCCAGAAUGAUAUUGGCACUCCUUAUCCGUUCCUCCAGAAUGAUAUUGGCACUCCUUAUCCGUUCCUCCAGAAUGAUAUUGGCACUCCUUAUCCGUUCCUCCAGAAUGAUAUUGGCACUCCUUAUCCGUUCCUCCAGAAUGAUAUUGGCACUCCUUAUCCGUUCCUCCAGAAUGAUAUUGGCACUCCUCAUCCGUUCCUCCAGAAUGAUAUUGGCACUCCUUAUCCGUUCCUCCAGAAUGAUAUCGGCACUCCUUAUCCGUUCCUCCAGAAUGAUAUCGGCACUCCUUAUCCGUUCCUCCAGAAUGAUAUCGGCACUCCUCAUCCGUUCCUCCAGAAUGAUAUCGGCACUCCUUAUCCGUUCCUCCAGAAUGAUAUUGGCACUCCUUAUCCGUUCCUCCAGAAUGAUAUCGGCACUCCUUAUCCGUUCCUCCAGAAUGAUAUCGGCACUCCUUAUCCGUUCCUCCAGAAUGAUAUCGGCACUCCUUAUCCGUUCCUCCAGAAUGAUAUUGGCACUCCUUAUCCGUUCCUCCAGAAUGAUAUUGGCACUCCUUAUCCGUUCCUCCAGAAUGAUAUCGGCACUCCUUAUCCGUUCCUCCAGAAUGAUAUUGGCACUCCUUAUCCGUUCCUCCAGAAUGAUAUUGGCACUCCUUAUCCGUUCCUCCAGAAUGAUAUUGGCACUCCUUAUCCGUUCCUCCAGAAUGAUAUUGGCACUCCUUAUCCGUUCCUCCAGAAUGAUAUUGGCACCUCUUAUCCGUUCCUCCAGAAUGAUAUCGGCACUCCUUAUCCGUUCCUCCAGAAUGAUAUUGGCACUCCUUAUCCGUUCCUCCAGAAUGAUAUCGGCACUCCUUAUCCGUUCCUCCAGAAUGAUAUCGGCACUCCUUAUCCGUUCCUCCAGAAUGAUAUUGGCACUCCUUAUCCGUUCCUCCUUAUACUCCUCCUUAUGUUCCUCCAGAAUGAUAUUGGCACUCCUUAUCCGUUCCUCCAGAAUGAUAUUGGCACUCCUUAUCCGUUCCUCCAGAAUGAUAUUGGCACUCCUCAUCCGUUCCUCCAGAAUGAUAUCGGCACUCCUUAUCCGUUCCUCCAGAAUGAUAUUGGCACUCCUUAUCCGUUCCUCCAGAAUGAUAUUGGCACUCCUUAUCCGUUCCUCCAGAAUGAUAUCGGCACUCCUUAUCCGUUCCUCCAGAAUGAUAUUGGCACUCCUUAUCCGUUCCUCCAGAAUGAUAUCGGCACUCCUUAUCCGUUCCUCCAGAAUGAUAUCGGCACUCCUUAUCCGUUCCUCCAGAAUGAUAUUGGCACUCCUUAUCCGUUCCUCCAGAAUGAUAUUGGCACUCCUUAUCCGUUCCUCCAGAAUGAUAUCGGCACUCCUUAUCCGUUCCUCCAGAAUGAUAUCGGCACUCCUUAUCCGUUCCUCCAGAAUGAUAUCGGCACUCCUUAUCCGUUCCUCCAGAAUGAUAUUGGCACUCCUCAUCCGUUCCUCCAGAAUGAUAUUGGCACUCCUUAUCCGUUCCUCCAGAAUGAUAUCGGCACUCCUUAUCCGUUCCUCCAGAAUGAUAUUGGCACUCCUUAUCCGUUCCUCCAGAAUGAUAUCGGCACUCCUUAUCCGUUCCUCCAGAAUGAUAUUGGCACUCCUUAUCCGUUCCUCCAGAAUGAUAUUGGCACUCCUUAUCCGUUCCUCCAGAAUGAUAUUGGCACUCCUUAUCCGUUCCUCCAGAAUGAUAUCGGCACUCCUUAUCCGUUCCUCCAGAAUGAUAUCGGCACUCCUUAUCCGUUCCUCCAGAAUGAUAUUGGCACUCCUUAUCCGUUCCUCCAGAAUGAUAUUGGCACUCCUUAUCCGUUCCUCCAGAAUGAUAUCGGCACUCCUUAUCCGUUCCUCCAGAAUGAUAUUGGCACUCCUUAUCCGUUCCUCCAGAAUGAUAUCGGCACUCCUUAUCCGUUCCUCCAGAAUGAUAUUGGCACUCCUUAUCCGUUCCUCCAGAAUGAUAUUGGCACUCCUUAUCCGUUCCUCCAGAAUGAUAUUGGCACUCCUCAUCCGUUCCUCCAGAAUGAUAUCGGCACUCCUUAUCCGUUCCUCCAGAAUGAUAUCGGCACUCCUUAUCCGUUCCUCCAGAAUGUAUAUGGCACUCCUUAUCCGUUCCUCCAGAAUGAUAUUGGCACUCCUCAUCCGUUCCUCCAGAAUGAUAUUGGCACUCCUUAUCCGUUCCUCCAGAAUGAUAUUGGCACUCCUUAUCCGUUCCUCCAGAAUGAUAUUGGCACUCCUUAUCCGUUCCUCCAGAAUGAUAUUGGCACUCCUUAUCCGUUCCUCCAGAAUGAUAUUGGCACUCCUUAUCCGUUCCUCCAGAAUGAUAUCGGCACUCCUCAUCCGUUCCUCCAGAAUGAUAUCGGCACUCCUUAUCCGUUCCUCCAGAAUGAUAUUGGCACUCCUUAUCCGUUCCUCCAGAAUGAUAUUGGCACUCCUUAUCCGUUCCUCCAGAAUGAUAUUGGCACUCCUUAUCCGUUCCUCCAGAAUGAUAUUGGCACUCCUUAUCCGUUCCUCCAGAAUGAUAUUGGCACUCCUUAUCCGUUCCUCCAGAAUGAUAUUGGCACUCCUUAUCCGUUCCUCCAGAAUGAUAUUGGCACUCCUUAUCCGUUCCUCCAGAAUGAUAUUGGCACUCCUUAUCCGUUCCUCCAGAAUGAUAUCGGCACUCCUUAUCCGUUCCUCCAGAAUGAUAUUGGCACUCCUUAUCCGUUCCUCCAGAAUGAUAUUGGCACUCCUUAUCCGUUCCUCCAGAAUGAUAUUGGCACUCCUUAUCCGUUCCUCCAGAAUGAUAUCGGCACUCCUUAUCCGUUCCUCCAGAAUGAUAUUGGCACUCCUUAUCCGUUCCUCCAGAAUGAUAUUGGCACUCCUUAUCCGUUCCUCCAGAAUGAUAUCGGCACUCCUUAUCCGUUCCUCCAGAAUGAUAUUGGCACUCCUUAUCCGUUCCUCCAGAAUGAUAUUGGCACUCCUUAUCCGUUCCUCCAGAAUGAUAUUGGCACUCCUUAUCCGUUCCUCCAGAAUGAUAUUGGCACUCCUUAUCCGUUCCUCCAGAAUGAUAUUGGCACUCCUCAUCCGUUCCUCCAGAAUGAUAUUGGCACUCCUUAUCCGUUCCUCCAGAAUGAUAUUGGCACUCCUUAUCCGUUCCUCCAGAAUGAUAUUGGCACUCCUUAUCCGUUCCUCCAGAAUGAUAUCGGCACUCCUUAUCCGUUCCUCCAGAAUGAUAUUGGCACUCCUUAUCCGUUCCUCCAGAAUGAUAUCGGCACUCCUUAUCCGUUCCUCCAGAAUGAUAUCGGCACUCCUUAUCCGUUCCUCCAGAAUGAUAUCGGCACUCCUUAUCCGUUCCUCCAGAAUGAUAUUGGCACUCCUUAUCCGUUCCUCCAGAAUGAUAUUGGCACUCCUUAUCCGUUCCUCCAGAAUGAUAUUGGCACUCCUUAUCCGUUCCUCCAGAAUGAUAUCGGCACUCCUUAUCCGUUCCUCCAGAAUGAUAUUGGCACUCCUUAUCCGUUCCUCCAGAAUGAUAUUGGCACUCCUUAUCCAAUGAUAUUGGCACUCCUUAUCCGUUCCUUAUCCAAUGAUAUCGGCACUCCUUAUCCGUUCCUCCAGAAUGAUAUCGGCACUCCUUAUCCGUUCCUCCAGAAUGAUAUUGGCACUCCUUAUCCGUUCCUCCAGAAUGAUAUUGGCACUCCUUAUCCGUUCCUCCAGAAUGAUAUCGACACUCCUUAUCCGUUCCUCCAGAAUGAUAUUGGCACUCCUUAUCCGUUCCUCCAGAAUGAUAUUGGCACUCCUUAUCCGUUCCUCCAGAAUGAUAUUGGCACUCCUUAUCCGUUCCUCCAGAAUGAUAUUGGCACUCCUUAUCCGUUCCUCCAGAAUGAUAUUGGCACUCCUUAUCCGUUCCUCCAGAAUGAUAUCGGCACUCCUUAUCCGUUCCUCCAGAAUGAUAUUGGCACUCCUCAUCCGUUCCUCCAGAAUGAUAUUGGCACUCCUUAUCCGUUCCUCCAGAAUGAUAUCGGCACUCCUUAUCCGUUCCUCCAGAAUGAUAUCGGCACUCCUUAUCCGUUCCUCCAGAAUGAUAUUGGCACUCCUUAUCCGUUCCUCCAGAAUGAUAUUGGCACUCCUUAUCCGUUCCUCCAGAAUGAUAUUGGCACUCCUUAUCCGUUCCUCCAGAAUGAUAUCGACACUCCUUAUCCGUUCCUCCAGAAUGAUAUCGGCACUCCUUAUCCGUUCCUCCAGAAUGAUAUUGGCACUCCUUAUCCGUUCCUCCAGAAUGAUAUUGGCACUCCUUAUCCGUUCCUCCAGAAUGAUAUUGGCACUCCUCAUCCGUUCCUCCAGAAUGAUAUUGGCACUCCUUAUCCGUUCCUCCAGAAUGAUAUUGGCACUCCUUAUCCGUUCCUCCAGAAUGAUAUUGGCACUCCUUAUCCGUUCCUCCAGAAUGAUAUUGGCACUCCUUAUCCGUUCCUCCAGAAUGAUAUUGGCACUCCUCAUCCGUUCCUCCAGAAUGAUAUUGGCACUCCUUAUCCGUUCCUCCAGAAUGAUAUUGGCACUCCUUAUCCGUUCCUCCAGAAUGAUAUCGGCACUCCUUAUCCGUUCCUCCAGAAUGAUAUUGGCACUCCUUAUCCGUUCCUCCAGAAUGAUAUUGGCACUCCUUAUCCGUUCCUCCAGAAUGAUAUUGGCACUCCUUAUCCGUUCCUCCAGAAUGAUAUUGGCACUCCUUAUCCGUUCCUCCAGAAUGAUAUUGGCACUCCUUAUCCGUUCCUCCAGAAUGAUAUUGGCACUCCUUAUCCGUUCCUCCAGAAUGAUAUUGGCACUCCUUAUCCGUUCCUCCAGAAUGAUAUUGGCACUCCUUAUCCGUUCCUCCAGAAUGAUAUCGGCACUCCUUAUCCGUUCCUCCAGAAUGAUAUUGGCACUCCUUAUCCGUUCCUCCAGAAUGAUAUCGGCACUCCUUAUCCGUUCCUCCAGAAUGAUAUCGGCACUCCUUAUCCGUUCCUCCAGAAUGAUAUCGGCACUCCUUAUCCGUUCCUCCAGAAUGAUAUUGGCACUCCUUAUCCGUUCCUCCAGAAUGAUAUUGGCACUCCUUAUCCGUUCCUCCAGAAUGAUAUUGGCACUCCUUAUCCGUUCCUCCAGAAUGAUAUCGGCACUCCUUAUCCGUUCCUCCAGAAUGAUAUCGGCACUCCUUAUCCGUUCCUCCAGAAUGAUAUCGGCAUACUCUUAUCCAAUGAUAUUGGCACUCCUCAUCCGUUCCUCCAGAAUGAUAUUGGCACUCCUUAUCCGUUCCUCCAGAAUGAUAUUGGCACUCCUUAUCCGUUCCUCCAGAAUGAUAUCGGCACUCCUUAUCCGUUCCUCCAGAAUGAUAUUGGCACUCCUUAUCCGUUCCUCCAGAAUGAUAUUGGCACUCCUUAUCCGUUCCUCCAGAAUGAUAUCGGCACUCCUUAUCCGUUCCUCCAGAAUGAUAUUGGCACUCCUUAUCCGUUCUCCCAGAAUGAUAUCGGCACUCCUUAUCCGUUCCUCCAGAAUGAUAUUGGCACUCCUUAUCCAAUGAUAUCGGCACUCCUUAUCCGUUCCUCCAGAAUGAUAUGGCACCUCCUAUCCAAUGAUAUUGGCACUCCUUAUCCGUUCCUCCAGAAUGAUAUUGGCACUCCUUAUCCGUUCCUCCAGAAUGAUAUUGGCACUCCUCAUCCGUUCCUCCAGAAUGAUAUUGGCACUCCUUAUCCGUUCCUCCAGAAUGAUAUUGGCACUCCUUAUCCGUUCCUCCAGAAUGAUAUCGGCACUCCUUAUCCGUUCCUCCAGAAUGAUAUUGGCACUCCUCAUCCGUUCCUCCAGAAUGAUAUUGGCACUCCUUAUCCGUUCCUCCAGAAUGAUAUCGACACUCCUUAUCCGUUCCUCCAGAAUGAUAUUGGCACUCCUUAUCCGUUCCUCCAGAAUGAUAUCGGCACUCCUUAUCCGUUCCUCCAGAAUGAUAUUGGCACUCCUCAUCCGUUCCUCCAGAAUGAUAUUGGCACUCCUCAUCCGUUCCUCCAGAAUGAUAUCGACACUCCUUAUCCGUUCCUCCAGAAUGAUAUUGGCACUCCUUAUCCGUUCCUCCAGAAUGAUAUUGGCACUCCUUAUCCGUUCCUCCAGAAUGAUAUUGGCACUCCUCAUCCGUUCCUCCAGAAUGAUAUUGGCACUCCUUAUCCGUUCCUCCAGAAUGAUAUUGGCACUCCUCAUCCGUUCCUCCAGAAUGAUAUCGGCACUCCUUAUCCGUUCCUCCAGAAUGAUAUUGGCACUCCUUAUCCGUUCCUCCAGAAUGAUAUUGGCACUCCUUAUCCGUUCCUCCAGAAUGAUAUUGGCACUCCUUAUCCGUUCCUCCAGAAUGAUAUUGGCACUCCUUAUCCGUUCCUCCAGAAUGAUAUUGGCACUCCUUAUCCGUUCCUCCAGAAUGAUAUCGGCACUCCUUAUCCGUUCCUCCAGAAUGAUAUUGGCACUCCUUAUCCGUUCCUCCAGAAUGAUAUUGGCACUCCUUAUCCGUUCCUCCAGAAUGAUAUCGGCACUCCUUAUCCGUUCCUCCAGAAUGAUAUCGGCACUCCUUAUCCGUUCCUCCAGAAUGAUAUUGGCACUCCUUAUCCGUUCCUCCAGAAUGAUAUUGGCACUCCUUAUCCGUUCCUCCAGAAUGAUAUUGGCACUCCUUAUCCGUUCCUCCAGAAUGAUAUCGGCACUCCUUAUCCGUUCCUCCAGAAUGAUAUCGGCACUCCUUAUCCGUUCCUCCAGAAUGAUAUUGGCACUCCUUAUCCGUUCCUCCAGAAUCAUAUUGGCACUCCUUAUCCGUUCCUCCAGAAUGAUAUUGGCACUCCUUAUUCCCUGAUCCGUUAUCCUCAGAAUGAUAUCGGCACUCCUUAUCCGUUCCUCCAGAAUCAUAUCGGCACUCCUUAUCCGUUCCUCCAGAAUGAUAUUGGCACUCCUCAUCCGUUCCUCCAGAAUGAUAUUGGCACUCCUUAUCCGUUCCUCCAGAAUGAUAUUGGCACUCCUCAUCCGUUCCUCCAGAAUGAUAUCGGCACUCCUUAUCCGUUCCUCCAGAAUGAUAUCGGCACUCCUUAUCCGUUCCUCCAGAAUGAUAUUGGCACUCCUUAUCCGUUCCUCCAGAAUGAUAUUGGCACUCCUUAUCCGUUCCUCCAGAAUGAUAUUGGCACUCCUUAUCCGUUCCUCCAGAAUGAUAUUGGCACUCCUCAUCCGUUCCUCCAGAAUGAUAUUGGCACUCCUUAUCCGUUCCUCCAGAAUGAUAUUGGCACUCCUUAUCCGUUCCUCCAGAAUGAUAUUGGCACUCCUUAUCCGUUCCUCCAGAAUGAUAUCGGCACUCCUUAUCCGUUCCUCCAGAAUGAUAUUGGCACUCCUUAUCCGUUCCUCCAGAAUGAUAUUGGCACUCCUUAUCCGUUCCUCCAGAAUGAUAUCGGCACUCCUUAUCCGUUCCUCCAGAAUGAUAUCGGCACUCCUUAUCCGUUCCUCCAGAAUGAUAUUGGCACUCCUUAUCCGUUCCUCCAGAAUGAUAUUGGCACUCCUUAUCCGUUCCUCCAGAAUGAUAUUGGCACUCCUUAUCCGUUCCUCCAGAAUGAUAUCGGCACUCCUUAUCCGUUCCUCCAGAAUGAUAUCGGCACUCCUUAUCCGUUCCUCCAGAAUGAUAUUGGCACUCCUUAUCCGUUCCUCCAGAAUGAUAUUGGCACUCCUCAUCCGUUCCUCCAGAAUGAUAUCGGCACUCCUUAUCCGUUCCUCCAGAAUGAUAUUGGCACUCCUUAUCCGUUCCUCCAGAAUGAUAUUGGCACUCCUUAUCCGUUCCUCCAGAAUGAUAUUGGCACUCCUUAUCCGUUCCUCCAGAAUGAUAUCGGCACUCCUCAUCCGUUCCUCCAGAAUGAUAUUGGCACUCCUCAUCCGUUCCUCCAGAAUGAUAUUGGCACUCCUUAUCCGUUCCUCCAGAAUGAUAUCGGCACUCCUUAUCCGUUCCUCCAGAAUGAUAUCGACACUCCUUAUCCGUUCCUCCAGAAUGAUAUCGGCACUCCUUAUCCGUUCCUCCAGAAUGAUAUUGGCACUCCUCAUCCGUUCCUCCAGAAUGAUAUUGGCACUCCUCAUCCGUUCCUCCAGAAUGAUAUCGGCACUCCUUAUCCGUUCCUCCAGAAUGAUAUCGGCACUCCUUAUCCGUUCCUCCAGAAUGAUAUCGGCACUCCUUAUCCGUUCCUCCAGAAUGAUAUUGGCACUCCUUAUCCGUUCCUCCAGAAUGAUAUUGGCACUCCUUAUCCGUUCCUCCAGAAUGAUAUUGGCACUCCUUAUCCGUUCCUCCAGAAUGAUAUUGGCACUCCUUAUCCGUUCCUCCAGAAUGAUAUUGGCACUCCUUAUCCGUUCCUCCAGAAUGAUAUUGGCACUCCUUAUCCGUUCCUCCAGAAUGAUAUUGGCACUCCUCAUCCGUUCCUCCAGAAUGAUAAUUGCACAUCCUUAUCCAAUGAUAUUGGCACUCCUUAUCCGUUCCUCCAGAAUGAUAUUGGCACUCCUCAUCCGUUCCUCCAGAAUGAUAUUGGCACUCCUUAUCCGUUCCUCCAGAAUGAUAUUGGCACUCCUUAUCCGUUCCUCCAGAUCAUAUCGGCACUCCUUAUCCGUUCCUCCAGAAUGAUAUUGGCACUCCUCAUCCGUUCCUCCAGAAUGAUAUUGGCACUCCUUAUCCGUUCCUCCAGAAUGAUAUCGGCACUCCUUAUCCGUUCCUCCAGAAUGAUAUCGGCACUCCUUAUCCGUUCCUCCAGAAUGAUAUUGGCACUCCUUAUCCGUUCCUCCAGAAUGAUAUUGGCACUCCUUAUCCGUUCCUCCAGAAUGAUAUUGGCACUCCUUAUCCGUUCCUCCAGAAUGAUAUCGGCACUCCUUAUCCGUUCCUCCAGAAUGAUAUCGGCACUCCUUAUCCGUUCCUCCAGAAUGAUAUUGGCACUCCUUAUCCGUUCCUCCAGAAUGAUAUUGGCACUCCUUAUCCGUUCCUCCAGAAUGAUAUCGGCACUCCUUAUCCGUUCCUCCAGAAUGAUAUCGGCACUCCUUAUCCGUUCCUCCAGAAUGAUAUCGGCACUCCUCAUCCGUUCCUCCAGAAUGAUCAGAAUCCUUCCGUCUCCGCAUAUCGCCAAUCCUUAUCCGUUCCUCCAGAAUGAUAUUGGCACUCCUUAUCCGUUCCUCCAGAAUGAUAUUGGCACUCCUCAUCCGUUCCUCCAGAAUGAUAUCGGCACUCCUUAUCCGUUCCUCCAGAAUGAUAUCGGCACUCCUUAUCCGUUCCUCCAGAAUGAUAUUGGCACUCCUCAUCCGUUCCUCCAGAAUGAUAUUGGCACUCCUUAUCCGUUCCUCCAGAAUGAUAUUGGCACUCCUUAUCCGUUCCUCCAGAAUGAUAUUGGCACUCCUUAUCCAAUGAUAUUGGCACUCCUUAUCCGUUCCUCCAUAUCAUAUCGGCACUCCUUAUCCAAUGAUAUCGGCACUCCUUAUCCGUUCCUCCAGAAUGAUAUCGGCACUCCUUAUCCGUUCCUCCAGAAUGAUAUUGGCACUCCUUAUCCGUUCCUCCAGAAUGAUAUUGGCACUCCUUAUCCGUUCCUCCAGAAUGAUAUUGGCACUCCUUAUCCGUUCCUCCAGAAUGAUAUCGACACUCCUUAUCCGUUCCUCCAGAAUGAUAUCGGCACUCCUUAUCCGUUCCUCCAGAAUGAUAUUGGCACUCCUUAUCCGUUCCUCCAGAAUGAUAUUGGCACUCCUCAUCCGUUCCUCCAGAAUGAUAUCGGCACUCCUUAUCCGUUCCUCCAGAAUGAUAUUGGCACUCCUUAUCCGUUCCUCCAGAAUGAUAUCGACACUCCUUAUCCGUUCCUCCAGAAUGAUAUCGGCACUCCUUAUCCGUUCCUCCAGAAUGAUAUUGGCACUCCUUAUCCGUUCCUCCAGAAUGAUAUUGGCACUCCUUAUCCGUUCCUCCAGAAUGAUAUUGGCACUCCUCAUCCGUUCCUCCAGAAUGAUAUUGGCACUCCUUAUCCGUUCCUCCAGAAUGAUAUCGACACUCCUUAUCCGUUCCUCCAGAAUGAUAUCGGCACUCCUUAUCCGUUCCUCCAGAAUGAUAUUGGCACUCCUUAUCCGUUCCUCCAGAAUCAUAUUGGCACUCCUUAUCCGUUCCUCCAGAAUGAUAUUGGCACUCCUUAUCCGUUCCUCCAGAAUGAUAUCGGCACUCCUUAUCCGUUCCUCCAGAAUGAUAUCGGCACUCCUUAUCCGUUCCUCCAGAAUGAUAUUGGCACUCCUCAUCCGUUCCUCCAGAAUGAUAUUGGCACUCCUUAUCCGUUCCUCCAGAAUGAUAUUGGCACUCCUCAUCCGUUCCUCCAGAAUGAUAUCGGCACUCCUUAUCCGUUCCUCCAGAAUGAUAUCGGCACUCCUUAUCCGUUCCUCCAGAAUGAUAUUGGCACUCCUUAUCCGUUCCUCCAGAAUGAUAUUGGCACUCCUUAUCCGUUCCUCCAGAAUGAUAUUGGCACUCCUCAUCCGUUCCUCCAGAAUGAUAUUGGCACUCCUUAUCCGUUCCUCCAGAAUGAUAUUGGCACUCCUUAUCCGUUCCUCCAGAAUGAUAUUGGCACUCCUCAUCCGUUCCUCCAGAAUGAUAUUGGCACUCCUUAUCCGUUCCUCCAGAAUGAUAUUGGCACUCCUUAUCCGUUCCUCCAGAAUGAUAUUGGCACUCCUUAUCCGUUCCUCCAGAAUGAUAUCGGCACUCCUUAUCCGUUCCUCCAGAAUGAUAUUGGCACUCCUUAUCCGUUCCUCCAGAAUGAUAUUGGCACUCCUUAUCCGUUCCUCCAGAAUGAUAUCGGCACUCCUUAUCCGUUCCUCCAGAAUGAUAUUGGCACUCCUUAUCCGUUCCUCCAGAAUGAUAUUGGCACUCCUUAUCCGUUCCUCCAGAAUGAUAUUGGCACUCCUUAUCCGUUCCUCCAGAAUGAUAUUGGCACUCCUUAUCCGUUCCUCCAGAAUGAUAUCGACACUCCUUAUCCAAUGAUAUCGACACUCCAGAAUGAUAUUGGCACUCCUUAUCCGUUCCUCCAGAAUGAUAUUGGCACUCCUUAUCCGUUCCUCCAGAAUGAUAUUGGCACUCCUCAUCCGUUCCUCCAGAAUGAUAUUGGCACUCCUUAUCCGUUCCUCCAGAAUGAUAUUGGCACUCCUUAUCCGUUCCUCCAGAAUGAUAUUGGCACUCCUUAUCCGUUCCUCCAGAAUGAUAUCGGCACUCCUUAUCCGUUCCUCCAGAAUGAUAUUGGCACUCCUUAUCCGUUCCUCCAGAAUGAUAUUGGCACUCCUUAUCCGUUCCUCCAGAAUGAUAUCGGCACUCCUUAUCCGUUCCUCCAGAAUGAUAUCGGCACUCCUUAUCCGUUCCUCCAGAAUGAUAUUGGCACUCCUUAUCCGUUCCUCCAGAAUGAUAUUGGCACUCCUUAUCCGUUCCUCCAGAAUGAUAUUGGCACUCCUUAUCCGUUCCUCCAGAAUGAUAUCGACACUCCUUAUCCGUUCCUCCAGAAUGAUAUCGGCACUCCUUAUCCGUUCCUCCAGAAUGAUAUUGGCACUCCUUAUCCGUUCCUCCAGAAUGAUAUUGGCACUCCUCAUCCGUUCCUCCAGAAUGAUAUCGGCACUCCUUAUCCGUUCCUCCAGAAUGAUAUUGGCACUCCUUAUCCGUUCCUCCAGAAUGAUAUUGGCACUCCUUAUCCGUUCCUCCAGAAUGAUAUUGGCACUCCUUAUCCGUUCCUCCAGAAUGAUAUCGACACUCCUUAUCCGUUCCUCCAGAAUGAUAUCGGCACUCCUUAUCCGUUCCUCCAGAAUGAUAUUGGCACUCCUUAUCCGUUCCUCCAGAAUGAUAUUGGCACUCCUUAUCCGUUCCUCCAGAAUGAUAUCGGCACUCCUUAUCCGUUCCUCCAGAAUGAUAUCGGCACUCCUUAUCCGUUCCUCCAGAAUGAUAUCGGCACUCCUUAUCCGUUCCUCCAGAAUGAUAUUGGCACUCCUUAUCCGUUCCUCCAGAAUGAUAUUGGCACUCCUCAUCCGUUCCUCCAGAAUGAUAUCGGCACUCCUUAUCCGUUCCUCCAGAAUGAUAUCGGCACUCCUUAUCCGUUCCUCCAGAAUGAUAUUGGCACUCCUUAUCCGUUCCUCCAGAAUGAUAUUGGCACUCCUUAUCCGUUCCUCCAGAAUGAUAUUGGCACUCUCCUAUCCAAUGAUAUUGGCACUCCUUAUCCGUUCCUCCAGAAUGAUAUCGGCACUCCUUAUCCGUUCCUCCAGAAUGAUAUCGACACUCCUUAUCCGUUCCUCCAGAAUGAUAUCGGCACUCCUUAUCCGUUCCUCCAGAAUGAUAUUGGCACUCCUUAUCCGUUCCUCCAGAAUGAUAUUGGCACUCCUUAUCCGUUCCUCCAGAAUGAUAUUGGCACUCCUCAUCCGUUCCUCCAGAAUGAUAUCGGCACUCCUUAUCCGUUCCUCCAGAAUGAUAUUGGCACUCCUCAUCCGUUCCUCCAGAAUGAUAUUGGCACUCCUUAUCCGUUCCUCCAGAAUGAUAUUGGCACUCCUUAUCCGUUCCUCCAGAAUGAUAUCGGCACUCCUUAUCCGUUCCUCCAGAAUGAUAUCGGCACUCCUUAUCCGUUCCUCCAGAAUGAUAUUGGCACUCCUUAUCCGUUCCUCCAGAAUGAUAUUGGCACUCCUUAUCCGUUCCUCCAGAAUGAUAUUGGCACUCCUUAUCCGUUCCUCCAGAAUGAUAUUGGCACUCCUUAUCCGUUCCUCCAGAAUGAUAUUGGCACUCCUUAUCCGUUCCUCCAGAAUGAUAUUGGCACUCCUUAUCCGUUCCUCCAGAAUGAUAUUGGCACUCCUUAUCCGUUCCUCCAGAAUGAUAUCGGCACUCCUUAUCCGUUCCUCCAGAAUGAUAUUGGCACUCCUUAUCCGUUCCUCCAGAAUGAUAUUGGCACUCCUUAUCCGUUCCUCCAGAAUGAUAUUGGCACUCCUCAUCCGUUCCUCCAGAAUGAUAUUGGCACUCCUUAUCCGUUCCUCCAGAAUGAUAUUGGCACUCCUUAUCCGUUCCUCCAGAAUGAUAUCGGCACUCCUUAUCCGUUCCUCCAGAAUGAUAUUGGCACUCCUUAUCCGUUCCUCCAGAAUGAUAUUGGCACUCCUUAUCCGUUCCUCCAGAAUGAUAUUGGCACUCCUUAUCCGUUCCUCCAGAAUGAUAUUGGCACUCCUCAUCCGUUCCUCCAGAAUGAUAUCGGCACUCCUCAUCCGUUCCUCCAGAAUGAUAUUGGCACUCCUUAUCCGUUCCUCCAGAAUGAUAUUGGCACUCCUUAUCCGUUCCUCCAGAAUGAUAUUGGCACUCCUUAUCCGUUCCUCCAGAAUGAUAUCGACACUCCUUAUCCGUUCCUCCAGAAUGAUAUUGGCACUCCUUAUCCGUUCCUCCAGAAUGAUAUUGGCACUCCUUAUCCGUUCCUCCAGAAUGAUAUCGGCACUCCUUAUCCAAUGAUAUUGGCACUCCUCAUCCGUUCCUCCAGAAUGAUAUUGGCACUCCUUAUCCAAUCAUAUUGGCACUCCUUAUCCUUUCCUCUCCAGAAUGAUAUUGGCACUCCUUAUCCGUUCCUCCAGAAUGAUAUUGGCACUCCUUAUCCGUUCCUCCAGAAUGAUAUUGGCACUCCUUAUCCGUUCCUCCAGAAUGAUAUUGGCACUCCUCAUCCGUUCCUCCAGAAUGAUAUUGGCACUCCUUAUCCGUUCCUCCAGAAUGAUAUUGGCACUCCUUAUCCGUUCCUCCAGAAUGAUAUUGGCACUCCUUAUCCGUUCCUCCAGAAUGAUAUCGGCACUCCUUAUCCGUUCCUCCAGAAUCAUAUUGGCACUCCUCAUCCGUUCCUCCAGAAUGAUAUCGGCACUCCUUAUCCGUUCCUCCAGAAUGAUAUCGGCACUCCUUAUCCGUUCCUCCAGAAUGAUAUCGGCACUCCUUAUCCGUUCCUCCAGAAUGAUAUUGGCACUCCUUAUCCGUUCCUCCAGAAUGAUAUUGGCACUCCUUAUCCGUUCCUCCAGAAUGAUAUUGGCACUCCUUAUCCGUUCCUCCAGAAUGAUAUCGGCACUCCUUAUCCGUUCCUCCAGAAUGAUAUCGGCACUCCUUAUCCGUUCCUCCAGAAUGAUAUUGGCACUCCUUAUCCGUUCCUCCAGAAUGAUAUUGGCACUCCUUAUCCGUUCCUCCAGAAUGAUAUUGGCACUCCUUAUCCGUUCCUCCAGAAUGAUAUUGGCACUCCUUAUCCGUUCCUCCAGAAUGAUAUUGGCACUCCUUAUCCGUUCCUCCAGAAUGAUAUUGGCACUCCUCAUCCGUUCCUCCAGAAUGAUAUUGGCACUCCUUAUCCGUUCCUCCAGAAUGAUAUCGGCACUCCUUAUCCGUUCCUCCAGAAUGAUAUCGGCACUCCUUAUCCGUUCCUCCAGAAUGAUAUUGGCACUCCUUAUCCGUUCCUCCAGAAUGAUAUUGGCACUCCUUAUCCGUUCCUCCAGAAUGAUAUUGGCACUCCUUAUCCGUUCCUCCAGAAUGAUAUCGGCACUCCUUAUCCGUUCCUCCAGAAUGAUAUUGGCACUCCUUAUCCGUUCCUCCAGAAUGAUAUUGGCACUCCUUAUCCGUUCCUCCAGAAUGAUAUCGGCACUCCUCAUCCGUUCCUCCAGAAUGAUAUCGGCACUCCUCAUCCGUUCCUCCAGAAUGAUAUCGGCACUCCUCAUCCGUUCCUCCAGAAUGAUAUCGGCACUCCUUAUCCGUUCCUCCAGAAUGAUAUUGGCACUCCUUAUCCGUUCCUCCAGAAUGAUAUCGGCACUCCUUAUCCGUUCCUCCAGAAUGAUAUCGGCACUCCUUAUCCGUUCCUCCAGAAUGAUAUUGGCACUCCUUAUCCGUUCCUCCAGAAUGAUAUUGGCACUCCUUAUCCGUUCCUCCAGAAUGAUAUCGGCACUCCUUAUCCGUUCCUCCAGAAUGAUAUUGGCACUCCUUAUCCGUUCCUCCAGAAUGAUAUCGGCACUCCUUAUCCGUUCCUCCAGAAUGAUAUCGGCACUCCUUAUCCGUUCCUCCAGAAUGAUAUUGGCACUCCUUAUCCGUUCCUCCAGAAUGAUAUUGGCACUCCUUAUCCGUUCCUCCAGAAUGAUAUCGGCACUCCUUAUCCGUUCCUCCAGAAUGAUAUCGGCACUCCUUAUCCGUUCCUCCAGAAUGAUAUCGGCACUCCUUAUCCGUUCCUCCAGAAUGAUAUUGGCACUCCUUAUCCGUUCCUCCAGAAUGAUAUUGGCACUCCUUAUCCGUUCCUCCAGAAUGAUAUUGGCACUCCUUAUCCGUUCCUCCAGAAUGAUAUUGGCACUCCUCAUCCAAUGAUAUUGGCACUCCCCAUAUCCAAUGAUAUUGGCACUCCUUAUCCGUUCCUCCAGAAUGAUAUCGGCACUCCUUAUCCGUUCCUCCAGAAUGAUAUUGGCACUCCUUAUCCGUUCCUCCAGAAUGAUAUUGGCACUCCUUAUCCGUUCCUCCAGAAUGAUAUCGGCACUCCUUAUCCGUUCCUCCAGAAUGAUAUCGGCACUCCUUAUCCGUUCCUCCAGAAUGAUAUUGGCACUCCUUAUCCGUUCCUCCAGAAUGAUAUUGGCACUCCUUAUCCGUUCCUCCAGAAUGAUAUUGGCACUCCUUAUCCGUUCCUCCAGAAUGAUAUUGGCACUCCUUAUCCGUUCCUCCAGAAUGAUAUCGGCACUCCUUAUCCGUUCCUCCAGAAUGAUAUUGGCACUCCUCAUCCGUUCCUCCAGAAUGAUAUUGGCACUCCUUAUCCGUUCCUCCAGAAUGAUAUCGGCACUCCUUAUCCGUUCCUCCAGAAUGAUAUCGGCACUCCUUAUCCGUUCCUCCAGAAUGAUAUUGGCACUCCUUAUCCGUUCCUCCAGAAUGAUAUUGGCACUCCUUAUCCGUUCCUCCAGAAUGAUAUUGGCACUCCUUAUCCGUUCCUCCAGAAUGAUAUUGGCACUCCUUAUCCGUUCCUCCAGAAUGAUAUCGGCACUCCUUAUCCGUUCCUCCAGAAUGAUAUUGGCACUCCUUAUCCGUUCCUCCAGAAUGAUAUCGGCACUCCUUAUCCGUUCCUCCAGAAUGAUAUCGGCACUCCUCAUCCGUUCCUCCAGAAUGAUAUCGGCACUCCUCAUCCGUUCCUCCAGAAUGAUAUCGGCACUCCUUAUCCGUUCCUCCAGAAUGAUAUCGGCACUCCUUAUCCGUUCCUCCAGAAUGAUAUCGGCACUCCUUAUCCGUUCCUCCAGAAUGAUAUUGGCACUCCUUAUCCGUUCCUCCAGAAUGAUAUCGGCACUCCUUAUCCGUUCCUCCAGAAUGAUAUCGGCACUCCUUAUCCGUUCCUCCAGAAUGAUAUCGGCACUCCUUAUCCGUUCCUCCAGAAUGAUAUUGGCACUCCUUAUCCGUUCCUCCAGAAUGAUAUCGGCACUCCUUAUCCGUUCCUCCAGAAUGAUAUCGGCACUCCUUAUCCGUUCCUCCAGAAUGAUAUUGGCACUCCUUAUCCGUUCCUCCAGAAUGAUAUCGGCACUCCUUAUCCGUUCCUCCAGAAUGAUAUCGGCACUCCUUAUCCGUUCCUCCAGAAUGAUAUCGGCACUCCUUAUCCGUUCCUCCAGAAUGAUAUCGGCACUCCUUAUCCGUUCCUCCAGAAUGAUAUCGGCACUCCUUAUCCGUUCCUCCAGAAUGAUAUCGGCACUCCUUAUCCGUUCCUCCAGAAUGAUAUUGGCACUCCUUAUCCGUUCCUCCAGAAUGAUAUCGGCACUCCUUAUCCGUUCCUCCAGAAUGAUAUUGGCACUCCUUAUCCGUUCCUCCAGAAUGAUAUCGGCACUCCUUAUCCGUUCCUCCAGAAUGAUAUUGGCACUCCUUAUCCGUUCCUCCAGAAUGAUAUCGGCACUCCUUAUCCGUUCCUCCAGAAUGAUAUCGGCACUCCUUAUCCGUUCCUCCAGAAUGAUAUUGGCACUCCUUAUCCGUUCCUCCAGAAUGAUAUCGGCACUCCUUAUCCGUUCCUCCAGAAUGAUAUCGGCACUCCUUAUCCGUUCCUCCAGAAUGAUAUCGGCACUCCUUAUCCGUUCCUCCAGAAUGAUAUUGGCACUCCUCAUCCGUUCCUCCAGAAUGAUAUCGGCACUCCUUAUCCGUUCCUCCAGAAUGAUAUCGGCACUCCUUAUCCGUUCCUCCAGAAUGAUAUUGGCACUCCUUAUCCGUUCCUCCAGAAUGAUAUUGGCACUCCUUAUCCGUUCCUCCAGAAUGAUAUUGGCACUCCUUAUCCGUUCCUCCAGAAUGAUAUCGGCACUCCUUAUCCGUUCCUCCAGAAUGAUAUCGGCACUCCUUAUAUUCUCCUCUAUCCGUUCCUCCAGAAUGAUAUUGGCACUCCUUAUCCGUUCCUCCAGAAUGAUAUUGGCACUCCUCAUCCGUUCCUCCAGAAUGAUAUCGGCACUCCUUAUCCGUUCCUCCAGAAUGAUAUUGGCACUCCUUAUCCGUUCCUCCAGAAUGAUAUUGGCACUCCUUAUCCGUUCCUCCAGAAUGAUAUUGGCACUCCUCAUCCGUUCCUCCAGAAUGAUAUCGGCACUCCUCAUCCGUUCCUCCAGAAUGAUAUCGGCACUCCUUAUCCGUUCCUCCAGAAUGAUAUCGGCACUCCUUAUCCGUUCCUCCAGAAUGAUAUUGGCACUCCUUAUCCGUUCCUCCAGAAUGAUAUUGGCACUCCUCAUCCGUUCCUCCAGAAUGAUAUCGGCACUCCUUAUCCGUUCCUCCAGAAUGAUAUUGGCACUCCUCAUCCGUUCCUCCAGAAUGAUAUUGGCACUCCUCAUCCGUUCCUCCAGAAUGAUAUUGGCACUCCUCAUCCGUUCCUCCAGAAUGAUAUUGGCACUCCUUAUCCGUUCCUCCAGAAUGAUAUUGGCACUCCUUAUCCAAUGAUAUCGGCACUCCUUAUCCGUUCCUCCAGAAUGAUAUUGGCACUCCUUAUCCAUGAAAUCGGCACUCCUUAUCCGUUCCUCCAGAAUGAUAUUGGCACUCCUCAUCCGUUCCUCCAGAAUGAUAUUGGCACUCCUUAUCCGUUCCUCCAGAAUGAUAUCGACACUCCUUAUCCGUUCCUCCAGAAUGAUAUCGGCACUCCUUAUCCGUUCCUCCAGAAUCAUAUUGGCACUCCUUAUCCGUUCCUCCAGAAUGAUAUUGGCACUCCUUAUCCGUUCCUCCAGAAUGAUAUUGGCACUCCUUAUCCGUUCCUCCAGAAUGAUAUUGGCACUCCUUAUCCGUUCCUCCAGAAUGAUAUUGGCACUCCUCAUCCGUUCCUCCAGAAUGAUAUUGGCACUCCUCAUCCGUUCCUCCAGAAUGAUAUUGGCACUCCUUAUCCGUUCCUCCAGAAUGAUAUUGGCACUCCUUAUCCGUUCCUCCAGAAUGAUAUCGGCACUCCUUAUCCGUUCCUCCAGAAUGAUAUUGGCACUCCUCAUCCGUUCCUCCAGAAUGAUAUCGGCACUCCUUAUCCGUUCCUCCAGAAUGAUAUCGGCACUCCUUAUCCGUUCCUCCAGAAUGAUAUUGGCACUCCUUAUCCGUUCCUCCAGAAUGAUAUUGGCACUCCUUAUCCGUUCCUCCAGAAUGAUAUCGGCACUCCUUAUCCGUUCCUCCAGAAUGAUAUCGGCACUCCUUAUCCGUUCCUCCAGAAUGAUAUUGGCACUCCUUAUCCGUUCCUCCAGAAUGAUAUUGGCACUCCUUAUCCGUUCCUCCAGAAUGAUAUUGGCACUCCUUAUCCGUUCCUCCAGAAUGAUAUCGGCACUCCUUAUCCGUUCCUCCAGAAUGAUAUCGACACUCCUUAUCCGUUCCUCCAGAAUGAUAUCGGCACUCCUUAUCCGUUCCUCCAGAAUGAUAUUGGCACUCCUCAUCCGUUCCUCCAGAAUGAUAUUGGCACUCCUUAUCCGUUCCUCCAGAAUGAUAUCGACACUCCUUAUCCGUUCCUCCAGAAUGAUAUCGGCACUCCUUAUCCGUUCCUCCAGAAUGAUAUUGGCACUCCUCAUCCGUUCCUCCAGAAUGAUAUUGGCACUCCUCAUCCGUUCCUCCAGAAUGAUAUCGGCACUCCUUAUCCGUUCCUCCAGAAUGAUAUCGGCACUCCUUAUCCGUUCCUCCAGAAUGAUAUUGGCACUCCUCAUCCGUUCCUCCAGAAUGAUAUUGGCACUCCUUAUCCGUUCCUCCAGAAUGAUAUCGGCACUCCUUAUCCGUUCCUCCAGAAUGAUAUCGGCACUCCUCAUCCGUUCCUCCAGAAUGAUAUUGGCACUCCUUAUCCGUUCCUCCAGAAUGAUAUUGGCACUCCUUAUCCGUUCCUCCAGAAUGAUAUCGGCACUCCUCAUCCGUUCCUCCAGAAUGAUAUUGGCACUCCUUAUCCGUUCCUCCAGAAUGAUAUCGGCACUCCUUAUCCGUUCCUCCAGAAUGAUAUCGGCACUCCUUAUCCGUUCCUCCAGAAUGAUAUUGGCACUCCUCAUCCGUUCCUCCAGAAUGAUAUUGGCACUCCUUAUCCGUUCCUAUCCGUUCCUCCGAAUGAUAUCGACACUCCUUAUCCGUUCCUCCAGAAUGAUAUCGGCACUCCUUAUCCGUUCCUCCAGAAUGAUAUUGGCACUCCUUAUCCGUUCCUCCAGAAUGAUAUUGGCACUCCUCAUCCGUUCCUCCAGAAUGAUAUCGGCACUCCUUAUCCGUUCCUCCAGAAUGAUAUUGGCACUCCUUAUCCGUUCCUCCAGAAUGAUAUUGGCACUCCUUAUCCGUUCCUCCAGAAUGAUAUUGGCACUCCUCAUCCGUUCCUCCAGAAUGAUAUUGGCACUCCUUAUCCGUUCCUCCAGAAUGAUAUCGGCACUCCUUAUCCGUUCCUCCAGAAUGAUAUCGACACUCCUUAUCCGUUCCUCCAGAAUGAUAUCGGCACUCCUCAUCCGUUCCUCCAGAAUGAUAUUGGCACUCCUUAUCCGUUCCUCCAGAAUGAUAUUGGCACUCCUCAUCCGUUCCUCCAGAAUGAUAUUGGCACUCCUCAUCCGUUCCUCCAGAAUGAUAUCGGCACUCCUCAUCCGUUCCUCCAGAAUGAUAUUGGCACUCCUCAUCCGUUCCUCCAGAAUGAUAUUGGCACUCCUUAUCCGUUCCUCCAGAAUGAUAUCGACACUCCUUAUCCGUUCCUCCAGAAUGAUAUCGGCACUCCUUAUCCGUUCCUCCAGAAUGAUAUUGGCACUCCUUAUCCGUUCCUCCAGAAUGAUAUUGGCACUCCUCAUCCGUUCCUCCAGAAUGAUAUCGGCACUCCUUAUCCGUUCCUCCAGAAUGAUAUUGGCACUCCUCAUCCGUUCCUCCAGAAUGAUAUUGGCACUCCUUAUCCGUUCCUCCAGAAUGAUAUUGGCACUCCUUAUCCGUUCCUCCAGAAUGAUAUUGGCACUCCUCAUCCGUUCCUCCAGAAUGAUAUUGGCACUCCUUAUCCGUUCCUCCAGAAUGAUAUUGGCACUCCUUAUCCGUUCCUCCAGAAUGAUAUUGGCACUCCUCAUCCGUUCCUCCAGAAUGAUAUUGGCACUCCUCAUCCGUUCCUCCAGAAUGAUAUCGGCACUCCUUAUCCGUUCCUCCAGAAUGAUAUUGGCACUCCUUAUCCGUUCCUCCAGAAUGAUAUUGGCACUCCUUAUCCGUUCCUCCAGAAUGAUAUUGGCACUCCUUAUCCGUUCCUCCAGAAUGAUAUUGGCACUCCUCAUCCGUUCCUCCAGAAUGAUAUUGGCACUCCUCAUCCGUUCCUCCAGAAUGAUAUCGGCACUCCUUAUCCGUUCCUCCAGAAUGAUAUUGGCACUCCUUAUCCGUUCCUCCAGAAUGAUAUUGGCACUCCUCAUCCGUUCCUCCAGAAUGAUAUUGGCACUCCUUAUCCGUUCCUCCAGAAUGAUAUUGGCACUCCUCAUCCGUUCCUCCAGAAUGAUAUCGGCACUCCUCAUCCGUUCCUCCAGAAUGAUAUUGGCACUCCUUAUCCGUUCCUCCAGAAUGAUAUUGGCACUCCUCAUCCGUUCCUCCAGAAUGAUAUUGGCACUCCUUAUCCGUUCCUCCAGAAUCAUAUCGGCACUCCUUAUCCGUUCCUCCAGAAUCAUAUUGGCACUCCUCAUCCGUUCCUCCAGAAUGAUAUUGGCACUCCUUAUCCGUUCCUCCAGAAUGAUAUCGGCACUCCUUAUCCGUUCCUCCAGAAUGAUAUCGGCACUCCUUAUCCGUUCCUCCAGAAUGAUAUCGGCACUCCUUAUCCGUUCCUCCAGAAUGAUAUUGGCACUCCUCAUCCGUUCCUCCAGAAUGAUAUUGGCACUCCUUAUCCGUUCCUCCAGAAUGAUAUCGACACUCCUUAUCCGUUCCUCCAGAAUGAUAUCGGCACUCCUUAUCCGUUCCUCCAGAAUCAUAUUGGCACUCCUUAUCCGUUCCUCCAGAAUGAUAUUGGCACUCCUUAUCCGUUCCUCCAGAAUGAUAUUGGCACUCCUUAUCCGUUCCUCCAGAAUGAUAUUGGCACUCCUUAUCCGUUCCUCCAGAAUGAUAUUGGCACUCCUCAUCCGUUCCUCCAGAAUGAUAUUGGCACUCCUUAUCCGUUCCUCCAGAAUGAUAUUGGCACUCCUUAUCCGUUCCUCCAGAAUCAUAUUGGCACUCCUUAUCCGUUCCUCCAGAAUCAUAUCGGCACUCCUUAUCCGUUCCUCCAGAAUCAUAUUGGCACUCCUCAUCCAUUCCUCCAGAAUGAUAUCGGCACUCCUUAUCCGUUCCUCCAGAAUGAUAUCGGCACUCCUUAUCCGUUCCUCCAGAAUGAUAUCGGCACUCCUUAUCCGUUCCUCCAGAAUGAUAUUGGCACUCCUUAUCCGUUCCUCCAGAAUGAUAUUGGCACUCCUUAUCCGUUCCUCCAGAAUGAUAUCGGCACUCCUUAUCCGUUCCUCCAGAAUGAUAUCGACACUCCUUAUCCGUUCCUCCAGAAUGAUAUCGGCACUCCUUAUCCGUUCCUCCAGAAUCAUAUUGGCACUCCUUAUCCGUUCCUCCAGAAUGAUAUUGGCACUCCUUAUCCGUUCCUCCAGAAUGAUAUUGGCACUCCUUAUCCGUUCCUCCAGAAUGAUAUUGGCACUCCUUAUCCGUUCCUCCAGAAUGAUAUCGGCACUCCUUAUCCGUUCCUCCAGAAUGAUAUUGGCACUCCUCAUCCGUUCCUCCAGAAUGAUAUUGGCACUCCUUAUCCGUUCCUCCAGAAUGAUAUCGACACUCCUUAUCCGUUCCUCCAGAAUGAUAUCGGCACUCCUUAUCCGUUCCUCCAGAAUGAUAUUGGCACUCCUUAUCCGUUCCUCCAGAAUGAUAUUGGCACUCCUUAUCCGUUCCUCCAGAAUGAUAUCGACACUCCUUAUCCGUUCCUCCAGAAUGAUAUCGGCACUCCUUAUCCGUUCCUCCAGAAUGAUAUUGGCACUCCUUAUCCGUUCCUCCAGAAUGAUAUUGGCACUCCUUAUCCGUUCCUCCAGAAUGAUAUUGGCACUCCUUAUCCGUUCCUCCAGAAUGAUAUCGGCACUCCUUAUCCGUUCCUCCAGAAUGAUAUCGGCACUCCUUAUCCGUUCCUCCAGAAUGAUAUUGGCACUCCUUAUCCGUUCCUCCAGAAUGAUAUCGGCACUCCUUAUCCGUUCCUCCAGAAUGAUAUCGGCACUCCUCAUCCGUUCCUCCAGAAUGAUAUCGGCACUCCUUAUCCGUUCCUCCAGAAUGAUAUUGGCACUCCUUAUCCGUUCCUCCAGAAUGAUAUUGGCACUCCUUAUCCGUUCCUCCAGAAUGAUAUCGGCACUCCUUAUCCGUUCCUCCAGAAUGAUAUCGGCACUCCUUAUCCGUUCCUCCAGAAUGAUAUUGGCACUCCUUAUCCGUUCCUCCAGAAUGAUAUUGGCACUCCUUAUCCGUUCCUCCAGAAUGAUAUCGGCACUCCUUAUCCGUUCCUCCAGAAUGAUAUUGGCACUCCUUAUCCGUUCCUCCAGAAUGAUAUCGGCACUCCUUAUCCGUUCCUCCAGAAUGAUAUCGGCACUCCUUAUCCGUUCCUCCAGAAUGAUAUUGGCACUCCUUAUCCGUUCCUCCAGAAUGAUAUUGGCACUCCUUAUCCGUUCCUCCAGAAUGAUAUCGACACUCCUUAUCCGUUCCUCCAGAAUGAUAUCGGCACUCCUUAUCCGUUCCUCCAGAAUGAUAUUGGCACUCCUUAUCCGUUCCUCCAGAAUCAUAUUGGCACUCCUUAUCCGUUCCUCCAGAAUGAUAUUGGCACUCCUUAUCCGUUCCUCCAGAAUGAUAUUGGCACUCCUUAUCCGUUCCUCCAGAAUGAUAUUGGCACUCCUUAUCCGUUCCUCCAGAAUGAUAUCGGCACUCCUUAUCCGUUCCUCCAGAAUGAUAUUGGCACUCCUUAUCCGUUCCUCCAGAAUGAUAUUGGCACUCCUUAUCCGUUCCUCCAGAAUGAUAUCGACACUCCUUAUCCGUUCCUCCAGAAUGAUAUCGGCACUCCUUAUCCGUUCCUCCAGAAUGAUAUUGGCACUCCUUAUCCGUUCCUCCAGAAUGAUAUUGGCACUCCUUAUCCGUUCCUCCAGAAUGAUAUUGGCACUCCUUAUCCGUUCCUCCAGAAUGAUAUCGGCACUCCUUAUCCGUUCCUCCAGAAUGAUAUCGGCACUCCUUAUCCGUUCCUCCAGAAUGAUAUUGGCACUCCUUAUCCGUUCCUCCAGAAUGAUAUCGGCACUCCUUAUCCGUUCCUCCAGAAUGAUAUCGGCACUCCUCAUCCGUUCCUCCAGAAUGAUAUCGGCACUCCUUAUCCGUUCCUCCAGAAUGAUAUUGGCACUCCUUAUCCGUUCCUCCAGAAUGAUAUCGGCACUCCUUAUCCGUUCCUCCAGAAUGAUAUCGGCACUCCUUAUCCGUUCCUCCAGAAUGAUAUUGGCACUCCUUAUCCGUUCCUCCAGAAUGAUAUCGGCACUCCUUAUCCGUUCCUCCAGAAUGAUAUCGGCACUCCUUAUCCGUUCCUCCAGAAUGAUAUUGGCACUCCUUAUCCGUUCCUCCAGAAUGAUAUCGGCACUCCUUAUCCGUUCCUCCAGAAUGAUAUCGGCACUCCUUAUCCGUUCCUCCAGAAUGAUAUCGGCACUCCUUAUCCGUUCCUCCAGAAUGAUAUUGGCACUCCUUAUCCGUUCCUCCAGAAUGAUAUCGGCACUCCUUAUCCGUUCCUCCAGAAUGAUAUCGGCACUCCUUAUCCGUUCCUCCAGAAUGAUAUUGGCACUCCUUAUCCGUUCCUCCAGAAUGAUAUCGGCACUCCUUAUCCGUUCCUCCAGAAUGAUAUUGGCACUCCUUAUCCGUUCCUCCAGAAUGAUAUCGGCACUCCUUAUCCGUUCCUCCAGAAUGAUAUCGGCACUCCUUAUCCGUUCCUCCAGAAUGAUAUUGGCACUCCUUAUCCGUUCCUCCAGAAUGAUAUUGGCACUCCUUAUCCGUUCCUCCAGAAUGAUAUCGGCACUCCUUAUCCGUUCCUCCAGAAUGAUAUCGGCACUCCUUAUCCGUUCCUCCAGAAUGAUAUCGGCACUCCUUAUCCGUUCCUCCAGAAUGAUAUUGGCACUCCUUAUCCGUUCCUCCAGAAUGAUAUCGGCACUCCUUAUCCGUUCCUCCAGAAUGAUAUCGGCACUCCUUAUCCGUUCCUCCAGAAUGAUAUCGGCACUCCUUAUCCGUUCCUCCAGAAUGAUAUCGGCACUCCUUAUCCGUUCCUCCAGAAUGAUAUCGGCACUCCUUAUCCGUUCCUCCAGAAUGAUAUUGGCACUCCUUAUCCGUUCCUCCAGAAUGAUAUUGGCACUCCUUAUCCGUUCCUCCAGAAUGAUAUUGGCACUCCUUAUCCGUUCCUCCAGAAUGAUAUCGGCACUCCUUAUCCGUUCCUCCAGAAUGAUAUUGGCACUCCUUAUCCGUUCCUCCAGAAUGAUAUUGGCACUCCUUAUCCGUUCCUCCAGAAUGAUAUUGGCACUCCUUAUCCGUUCCUCCAGAAUGAUAUCGGCACUCCUUAUCCGUUCCUCCAGAAUGAUAUCGGCACUCCUUAUCCGUUCCUCCAGAAUGAUAUUGGCACUCCUUAUCCGUUCCUCCAGAAUGAUAUUGGCACUCCUUAUCCGUUCCUCCAGAAUGAUAUCGGCACUCCUUAUCCGUUCCUCCAGAAUGAUAUCGGCACUCCUUAUCCGUUCCUCCAGAAUGAUAUUGGCACUCCUUAUCCGUUCCUCCAGAAUGAUAUCGGCACUCCUUAUCCGUUCCUCCAGAAUGAUAUCGGCACUCCUUAUCCGUUCCUCCAGAAUGAUAUCGGCACUCCUUAUCCGUUCCUCCAGAAUGAUAUUGGCACUCCUUAUCCGUUCCUCCAGAAUGAUAUCGGCACUCCUUAUCCGUUCCUCCAGAAUGAUAUCGGCACUCCUUAUCCGUUCCUCCAGAAUGAUAUUGGCACUCCUUAUCCGUUCCUCCAGAAUGAUAUCGGCACUCCUUAUCCGUUCCUCCAGAAUGAUAUCGGCACUCCUUAUCCGUUCCUCCAGAAUGAUAUCGGCACUCCUUAUCCGUUCCUCCAGAAUGAUAUCGGCACUCCUUAUCCGUUCCUCCAGAAUGAUAUCGGCACUCCUUAUCCGUUCCUCCAGAAUGAUAUCGGCACUCCUUAUCCGUUCCUCCAGAAUGAUAUUGGCACUCCUUAUCCGUUCCUCCAGAAUGAUAUCGGCACUCCUUAUCCGUUCCUCCAGAAUGAUAUCGGCACUCCUUAUCCGUUCCUCCAGAAUGAUAUCGGCACUCCUUAUCCGUUCCUCCAGAAUGAUAUCGGCACUCCUUAUCCGUUCCUCCAGAAUGAUAUUGGCACUCCUUAUCCGUUCCUCCAGAAUGAUAUCGGCACUCCUUAUCCGUUCCUCCAGAAUGAUAUCGGCACUCCUUAUCCGUUCCUCCAGAAUGAUAUCGGCACUCCUUAUCCGUUCCUCCAGAAUGAUAUUGGCACUCCUUAUCCGUUCCUCCAGAAUGAUAUUGGCACUCCUUAUCCGUUCCUCCAGAAUGAUAUCGGCACUCCUUAUCCGUUCCUCCAGAAUGAUAUCGGCACUCCUUAUCCGUUCCUCCAGAAUGAUAUUGGCACUCCUUAUCCGUUCCUCCAGAAUGAUAUUGGCACUCCUUAUCCGUUCCUCCAGAAUGAUAUCGGCACUCCUUAUCCGUUCCUCCAGAAUGAUAUCGGCACUCCUUAUCCGUUCCUCCAGAAUGAUAUCGGCACUCCUUAUCCGUUCCUCCAGAAUGAUAUCGGCACUCCUUAUCCGUUCCUCCAGAAUGAUAUUGGCACUCCUUAUCCGUUCCUCCAGAAUGAUAUUGGCACUCCUUAUCCGUUCCUCCAGAAUGAUAUUGGCACUCCUUAUCCGUUCCUCCAGAAUGAUAUCGGCACUAUUGGCACUCUUAUCCAGUUAUCUCCGCACACUCCUCAUCCGUUCCUCCAGAAUGAUAUUGGCACUCCUCAUCCGUUCCUCCAGAAUGAUAUUGGCACUCCUUAUCCGUUCCUCCAGAAUGAUAUUGGCACUCCUUAUCCGUUCCUCCAGAAUGAUAUCGGCACUCCUUAUCCGUUCCUCCAGAAUGAUAUUGGCACUCCUUAUCCGUUCCUCCAGAAUGAUAUCGGCACUCCUUAUCCGUUCCUCCAGAAUGAUAUUGGCACUCCUUAUCCGUUCCUCCAGAAUGAUAUCGGCACUCCUCAUCCGUUCCUCCAGAAUGAUAUUGGCACUCCUUAUCCGUUCCUCCAGAAUGAUAUUGGCACUCCUUAUCCGUUCCUCCAGAAUGAUAUUGGCACUCCUUAUCCGUUCCUCCAGAAUGAUAUUGGCACUCCUUAUCCGUUCCUCCAGAAUGAUAUUGGCACUCCUUAUCCGUUCCUCCAGAAUGAUAUUGGCACUCCUUAUCCGUUCCUCCAGAAUGAUAUCGGCACUCCUUAUCCGUUCCUCCAGAAUGAUAUUGGCACUCCUUAUCCGUUCCUCCAGAAUGAUAUCGGCACUCCUCAUCCGUUCCUCCAGAAUGAUAUUGGCACUCCUUAUCCGUUCCUCCAGUACCAGAUUGUGCAUGCAGCACCUUUUUUCUGA